AACAGGAUUUGUCCGGACCACCUCGGAUUUUGCAUGAUCCUUCCCCGCGUUCCUACAAAAGAGCAGCUUUUCAUGGCUAUUUCGUUGCGUUUCGUCGUAGAGCCUAGCCAUUAGCCUCUCCGCCUCCUCGCGUUCGGUCCCAGUCCGUUGGUGACUGUAGUGCUCCGUGCCACGAGAGAAGCCAAGCCGCAAGAUGGCAGUAUUCGCGAGCGUAGUGGUCCUGGAUGAAACAUUGAGUUACGUGCAAAGAAAAGUUUCUGACGGUGGUAUUUUCCGCUUGUCGCCAACUGAUGGAUUGAAAAAACGGCCGGCAACGCUGAGUCCGAUCCAUGCCUCCGACCUGCUGGUGGGGGACAGCGAAAGUUGCCACUUCAAGAAGUUUGGUGUCAACGUCGGCUCUGAAGAAGUGAAGUGGCUCUUGUCUGGCCUAGAAAGGGUGUUCUUGUACCACAAGGAGAAAUUCAUCCGCAAGCCGUUCCUCGCACCCAUAUCAACCUGCAUAGGGAACAUUGUUUCCAAUUUGAGCCUGCUACUGGGUGGUCCCCUUGAUGGCGAAGGACACCCCAUUGCGCCAUGUACCGUCCAAUCAUUGGCUGAGCUAAGGUUUGCGAUAGCAGAUCCCAUCGUCUUGAUGAUCUGCGCCUUUUGGGGAUACAAGUUGCAUCAUGAGGAGACAGUGAAGGGAAGCUGCAGCACCAGUGAUCAGUCCCCCAGUCACACCAGCAGAAGCGUCUCUGGGAGUAGCAUAGCAAACUAUUCCAUCUACACCAUCAGGAAGGGCGAAGCUGUUGUGGCCGUGCUAAUGGCAGCAAAGCUGACUUACAACAAGAAGUUUCAGCAUGCUCUGGGCCAGCUCCUUGGGUACUACAUCAAAUUUUUGACAGAUGAGGAGAAACCUCCCCUCUGCUUUGUUUUGUCGGAGAAGGAUGUGCAGUUCUUGUGCUUUCCAUACAGCCUUUCAAGAGAAAUGAAAACGAGAGUGGUUUCAGUUGUAGACUGCCUUGUGCUACCAGAGCUGCCGUUCAUUGAUGAGUCCCGCCACGGUUUAGUCAACCAGCACUUGCUGAGUCUCAUGUUAUUGCUCAGCAGCAAUGAGGUGGACUUGUACAAGGACUAUACUAUGAUCCUGCUAAGAGAUGCCACAGAGAAAGAUUCUUUGAAGACACAUAUCCAAGGAGGAAGAGGCACCCAAGAGGAUGAAAGCGGAGAAACGAGUGAAGGAAGCGGAGAAAAAAUGGAAGGAACUGGAGCGGGAAUAUAGGAGGAAAUAGAAGGUGGCACAGCAUCUUGG
Molecule: messenger RNA, 1291 nt
Organism: Geodia barretti
Lineage: Eukaryota; Metazoa; Porifera; Demospongiae; Tetractinellida; Geodiidae
Source: the annotation of a GenBank genome assembly